GGUGACUUGGCAGUCACACUAGAGAUACGGAAGCUUACCGGGUUUAUUUAGCUUUAAUUGAAAUAUACUCUUAAAUUGCUGCUAUGGCCACCUACGAGGAAGUCAAGGAUGUGCCCAACCAUCCGAAAAAGUACCUGUUCGACGUCCGCAACGAAACAGAGCUGAAGGAAACCGGUGUCCUGCCUGCCAGCAUAAACAUACCAUUGCCCGAAUUGGAGAAGGCUCUGAACUUGCCGAAUGAGGAAUUCACCAAGGCCUAUGGACGCGAGAAGCCUUCACCGGAUGCGGUGCUGAUCUUCUCCUGCAAGGCAGGAGGGCGUGCUGCCAGGGCUGCUAAUUUGGCUGGCACUUUGGGUUAUACAAAUGCCAAGGCCUAUGCCGGUUCCUGGACGGAGUGGGAGGCGAAGCAAGCCGGGAACUAAUAAUUAUUCCUUAAUAAAUUGUAUACAAUUUAUUACCC
Drosophila kikkawai is the source of this 460-nucleotide messenger RNA. RefSeq names its product rhodanese domain-containing protein CG4456. NCBI's taxonomy places the organism in Eukaryota, Metazoa, Arthropoda, Insecta, Diptera, Drosophilidae. The record is from RefSeq and is a predicted model, not a curated record. Gene Ontology annotation, molecular function: thiosulfate-cyanide sulfurtransferase activity.